AUGGAUGUCGGCAAGGCACGGUUCCGGUAUGCCGAUCUGCCGUUUUCAAGCCAGGAAAUCGUCUAUAAACACUUGCUCUUCGACGAAAAGUCCAUGUUUCGCGUGGGCUGCAAGUUGCUAAAGCGCAUCGUUCACCCGGCAGGCUGGGUCCCGCGGCAGGCCACUAGGAUCAGGAUAAACGAGUGCACGGGCGACUGGUAUUUGUACGACGGUUUCGGCAAUAUGAGCUUUACCGUCCGCCGACAGGGCCCUGGUGAUGAUGACGGGUGGAUCGUGACGUUGGCCUGGUAUCGAAGAAAUCGGCCGCGGGAGCUGUUCACACGCCCGGCGCGUCUGGUGAUCGAGGUGCCCGCCGAUCCGUGGGGGCUGAUCGAUCGACUAUGUGCCCACGAAAACUUUGCCGAAAUCGCGAACCGGCUGCACCUGCUGCGGUGGAACGCGUAUACCAGGGAGUUACAUGGCGAGUUACCUGAACCGAUAUCUCUUUGCGGACACGCACCGCCG
Mesorhabditis spiculigera is the source of this 504-nucleotide messenger RNA. The record is from the annotation of a GenBank genome assembly. Lineage: Eukaryota; Metazoa; Nematoda; Chromadorea; Rhabditida; Rhabditidae.